Molecule: messenger RNA, 4863 nt
Organism: Oryzias melastigma (Indian medaka)
Lineage: Eukaryota; Metazoa; Chordata; Actinopteri; Beloniformes; Adrianichthyidae
Gene: rubcn
Product: rubicon autophagy regulator
Exons: 22
Coding region: 230-3142 (970 amino acids)
Biological process (GO): negative regulation of endocytosis; negative regulation of autophagosome maturation
Cellular component (GO): early endosome; late endosome
Molecular function (GO): phosphatidylinositol phosphate binding
Source: RefSeq, a predicted model, not a curated record
GGGAGUGGCGCUCCUGGACUCCGCCCACAAUAGUCAGGCGGGCCUGAAGUUGGGGCCUGCAAUGUAUUGACCCUGGAGAAGGCAGGGCAAUCAUGGCGAAAAGCUGGAAGUCCGGCUGACUUUUAUUUAUGAACCCUACCGUUCCAUGUAAACUCCUUUCUUCUUAAUAGGACAGGAGUUUCCUCGUUGGUUGGCGGGUUUAUGCGGUACUCGGUUAAUAACGAAGGACAUGGAGGUUUUCGCAGAGGGAGAGACGGACGAGCGAAAGAAGGAACUGUGGAAGCUGCUGUCCAGCCUGAAGACCACAGUUGAGGGUCUUGUUUCUACAAACAACCCAAACGUUUGGUCCCGCUAUGGUGGCCUGCAGCGGCUGCACAAAGACAUGAACAACAUUCUCAGCCAUGAACUGAAAAAUGAACAGGUGUACUACAAACGCAGAGACUACUGGCAAUUUGUGUGGUGUGUUCGCUACAUCAGCCCCCAUCUUGCCUCGCACGUUGAACAGUUUAGUAAUCUGGAUCCGGUGCUGAGCAGUGGGAUGCAGAGUGCAGGUGAAAGCUACAAGGCGGAGCGUUGGCUCCUUCACAGCUUACAGGUUCACAUGCUGUCGGCUCAGCUCAAACCUCUGCUCAGGCAUCUCGGACACACUCGUAAAUAUUACAACGAUGAUGCCUUUCUGCUUAGUGAGCCUCAUGUGACUGCAAUGUUUCAAUGUCUGGAAGCCGUGGAGCAGAAUAAUCCCAAACUGCUGGCCCAAGUCGACACCGUUGGACUGUCUCCCCUGAAGAGCUCUCCAUGCCUGGGCCUUUUAAAGAGCCAGAGCCUUUGUCUGCUGCCUGGAGCCUGGAGGAAUGCUGACGCGGCUCCUGGAGGAGAGACUCUAAACCGCAGACUCACCACCUCCAACUGCUCUCUGCGAGAAGCAGUGUCCACCAACCAUCAGUCUGCAUGUACGGCUGGAUCUAGAUCCUAUGACAGCGACAACACAUACACUACCUCUCCAGACAGCAGCUUGGGAGUUCCCUGGGUGCUUGUAUCCAGACCGGAGGACAGUGACCGGCUCACGACGCCCCCUCCUGGAUCAGGAUCUAUUCCUUGCACACCCCUAACAGAUUCCCCCCCUUUUUCCUCCGUUCACCCUGAAGACUCUUGUGACGGCGACUCCGAUGAUGGUCCAGAGUAUCUGGCAAUCGGCAACCUGGGCCACCGUAGCCGCAGGGAUUCUCGAGGGUCCUCUCCCAGCAGUGAGCGGGAUGAAGUCAAGGAACAGUAUCCACAGAAAAGCUCUGUGGCCCCAACGGCACCGAGGCGCUCGUCAUUUUCAGAGGGCCAGAGGGGGCCGGGUAAAAGCACACUAGGACAUACACGCUCUUUUUCUGACACGGGACUCAACCAGAAACUCAGAAAUGGAGGGGGCCAAAGAAAAAUCACCAUAAUAAUAGAGGAUCCUGUAGCAGAAUCAGCAGGUGAACAUUCCUCUGGGAAGGACUACAGUCCAUUUUCUUCUCAGCCCAGUGAUUCCAGCAUCAACAGUUCUACAUACAUGGAUUCUCAUGGCUCCCAGUACAGCAGUCUUCGAGACGGAUUGUUCAGGAAGCCCUCAAAGGGGCAGAGCCUCAUCAGCUACCUGUCAGAGCAGGACUUCGGCAGUUGUGCUGACCUCGAAAAGGAGAACGCUCAUUUCAGCAUUUCGGAGUCCCUCAUUGCAGCCAUUGAACUGAUGAAGUACAACCUGCUGCGUCAGGAGGAAGAGUGUGAAGAGGAGGGAGACAGCGACUCUGAGAUUCAGCAGCUCAAGCAGAAGAUUCGCCUGCGGAGGCAGCAGAUCCGACGCAGCCGCGUGCCGUUUUGCACGCCUUCACAGCAUCAUUUCCACUCCACUGACAGCGGGGGCUCCAGGAGGAGCUCUCAGGACUCCUACCAGGGCCUGUCUGACUCUGGCUCAGCUGAGGAGGUGGAGGAGUGUGAGCUUCAAGAUGGCUGUGAGGGUCAGUCCCUGCUGGCGGUGUCGCAGAGCGGCCUCUCCCUGUCGCUCGCCUCCCUCUUCUCAGAUGCUGAUAUUAAGCGCAGUGUCAGCUCCAGUGGAAGGUCUUUUCUCAGCUCGGAGUCUAUCUCUCCAUCCUACCUCCAGUCGAACUCAGCUGAGUCAGUGGCCAUGGGCUUACUCAGGCAGUUUGAGGGCAUGCAGCUUCCUGCGGCCUCGGAGCUGGACUGGCUGGUUCCAGAACACGACGCUCCACAGAAGCUGCUGCCCAUUCCCGACUCUCUGCCGAUCUCUCCUGAUGAUGGCGAACACGCAGACAUCUACAAGCUGAGGAUUCGGGUGCGGGGCAACCUUGAAUGGGCGCCGCCUCGACCUCAGAUCAUCUUUAACAUUCACCCUCCCCCCAAAAGGAAGAUUAUUGUGGUAAAGCAGAACUACCGCUGUGCUGGUUGUGGGACCCGCGUUGACCCAGAUUACAUCAAGCGGAUGCGAUACUGCGAGUACCUGGGCCGCUACUUCUGCCAGUGCUGCCACGAAAACGCUCAAGCCGUGGUUCCCGGUCGAGUGCUGAGAAAGUGGGAUUUCAGCAAGUAUUACGUCAGCAACUUUGCCCGGGAUCUUUUGAGCAAGAUCGCUGGAGACCCGCUCUUCAAUCCCAACGACAUCAACAGCGGCUUAUACAAGAAGAUCAAAGCUCUGGAGUCUGUUCGAGUUCUGAGAGUGCAGCUGUUCCACAUGAAGAAUCUCUUUAAGACGUGCCGCUUCGCUAAAGAGAUUCUGGACCAGUUUGACAGCCUGCCUGGUCACCUGACGGAGGACCUUCACCUGUACUCGCUCAACGACCUCACCGCCGUGCGUAACGGAGAGCUGGCCCCCCGAAUGAAGGAGCUGCUAAAGCUGGGCACCAUGCAUGUAGCGGGCUGUAUGCUGUGCCAGGCAAAGGGCUUUGUGUGCGAGUUCUGUGGCAACGACAAAGACAUCAUCUUUCCCUUCCAGCUGAGCAAGUGCCAGCGCUGCGAAGAAUGUCGGGCGUGCUACCAUCGAACCUGCUUCCAAACCGGAAAAAAUUGCCCUCGAUGUCGGCGGCUGGCGGAGCGCAGAGAGAGAAUGGCGCGCAAAAACAUGGAGGAACAAGAAGAUGAAGGAGGCGGGACUUAACGCUGGUUAUUUGGUAAUGAAGACGAGCACAACGCGACCACGAUUGUAGUCCAGAAUCAUCUCAGUUUCUUCUUGUUCCAGUCCUGUCACAUCGGUGAUGGAGCUCACUGCUAAUAAAGCUCUUAGUGAUCAGACUGUUUAGACAUGCAGUACGUCACAUGUAAAGGGGAACAAAAAUUCUUCUAUUUUUUCCAUGUUUUACUGUAAAAAAUGCACCUUAUUUUCUGAGUACGUCCAGUUUGGAAGUGGAUUUAGACAGCAGCUGCUUUAAGGAUGAGGACAUUUUUAUGAAACAUUUGUUCACCAACUAAUUACUACUAAAUCUCUUUUAAAAAAGACAAGUUUGUGUCCUCAAAGCAACCACACUGGUGUUCAUUUCUGUUGAUUUAUUCAGUUAUAAGGUGAUUAUGAAGAUUCUUACGUUUCCACUGCACUUUUGAAUGUUAAUACGAGCUGCCUCUUAUCUGCUGGAUUCAGGUCUGAUGCUUCCUCCCUAAAUGCUAUGACUGUUGCUCGCUUAGCUGAACAUUUUGUCAAUUUGAUCUCCUUUUUUAAUUUGAUUAUUCUAUAAACAUUCAUGGCUUUUUCUUUUUUUUUAACCUUCUUCUUUUUGUUUUAUUCUUUUGUGCCUUGGAGACUAAAAGCGUCGGCGGAGACUGCGGCGUCUCAGGAUCGAUGAAUUUGCAGCUCCAGAUUUCAGAGAUCCACAUGAAAUCUGGCUGCAUAUUCUCAAACAUUCGUGCUGCUUUGUUACUAAACUGAACCAUCCAGUCGACCUGCUGUUUCUGCGUCGAUGCACAAACGCUUUCAAACCAGCCUAAUCAGCACUUAAACGUUUUGUAACUUGCUAGUUUGUGGACUAACAGGGUUAAUUGCACUGAUCACGCGUGUGGUUUGGUUUUUGUGAUAAUUUUUUUUUUUCUUCUCAAAUGUUCGUUUUAAGAACAUAAAAGAUGAUUCUUGAUGAAGCUCUUGUUAACACUAUGAGCGCUUUACUUCUAAUUUAAGUUUUGACUUUGAUGGCUUUAAUCUUUAUAUUUGAUCAGUUUUCUUCCACUAAUCUGUGGCUAUUAUGUCGGGAGAUGUAUUAAAAUAAUUAAUUGUUGCUAUUUUUGAGACCCACUUAGGGGUUAAGUGCCUCAGUGUUGUAGAAUCUGCACACAUUGUCACAAGAAAAGAAAAUCACAGAAAUGGUGAAAAAGUUUUUUUUCCUUCCACAGUUAACUAUUGAAGCUCUCAGGUUUAUUUCCUCAGAAUUGCUUUCCAGCAGUUGUUGUUUGUUUGUAGUUUGCACUUUGAUGAGGCUGAUUUUAGAGCAAUUUCUAAUCUGUGUUUAUUUUUAAGCAUUAAAAGGACAAAUUAACCCGUAUUCAUGCGUAUUUUCUAAAUCAGUAUCAUUCCGGUCACUUGAUAAAUGCAUUGUUAAAUGAAAAGGCUUUAUGUGUUUUUAGAAAAUGUUUCUCAAUAUUUCCAUGGAUUUAUUUUUCUCUGAAAGAGUUCAACAUUCAGCUUCCAGGUGAGGCCAGCCGCUCAUCUCUGACAAACCUCUUCAGCCCACCUGUCUGUCUGUCUGUGGACUGCCUUUAAAAUGAAGGAGUAACGAGGUUGAAAAUGCACUACAUAUUUAAAUGUGUGUCAUUAAAAUGUCUUAAUACGUUUGUUCAUCCUAAAUUGAUUUGAAUUUGUAAUCUUGUUAACAAUAAAUGACUGGCAAGACUGUU